AAAAGUACCGGUUUGGUACUGGUAUCGGAUAAAACCUAAAUGAUACCCAUCCCUGCUUAUCACAGGGUGUCACAUGUGUGUUCAUACGUGUGGCCACGCCCCUGCUGUUGCAGUGAUUAGUCAGCUGACUGCAAGAGCAAAACUUUAUGCGUGUGUGUGUGUUUGUUUUGCGCUCUCUCUCUUGCUCUUUCUCUCUGCGUAUGCAACCGGUGUCUCUCGCCCUAAGGCCUAGAAUAGCUGCACUGCUGUUUUUGUCCAAUCACGUGCUGCGGACCGGGAGAAUGAGGUCGUUGUUGUUGGUCAGAAUGAGGCGUCAGAGGAUCUUUGGCGUGAUAUGGAGGAAACGGGCAGAGUGAGCACUCUGUCCUUUUAACUCUUUUUCCAUCAGUUUUCUUCUUCCUGUUUGCAGCAUUUUGUCCUCUUCCUCUCUUCCCUGUGAUUUUACUGAACUUCGAUUCUUCAUAUUUUUCCUGCUCCGUGGAGCUCAUCCUGCACGUUUUCAGCGUGUUGGAGUUUCUCUCGUGGUCGGUCAUCUUGAAGUUGGAUCUUUAUUGUUCAUGUUUUUUGUUCUCGUUAUUGUCCCGUCCUUCGUCUCCAAACACACCCUCACUUCCUACUUCCUGUUUCCCAUUUCCUGGUUUGUGUCGAUGAGUGAAGACGGUCAGAGUGAGUUUGGUUUCCAUCAUGUCUCUGUUUGAACGCUGCCGACUCAUCGUGGAAGUGCUGAAGCAGCUUCAGGGCACCAUAGAAGAAGAGUCUGGGGAGGCUUGUGGCUCUCAGCUGGAGCUCAUUGGACGGUUAAAAGAGCUGAGUCUUGAUUCGGCCGGCUUUAAGUCCCGAUCCCGCCCUCUCCUAGCCCCCGGCUCCACCUCCUCAUCCUCUGGAGCUCCUGUAGGAGCAGUGGGAGGCUCCGGAGCUCCAGGCCCCUCAACAAGUGCUGCCUUUCCCAGGAGAGGGCUGCCAUCUGCGGGCAGAGACGGCCACGACCGCUGCCUGGAGGAGCUGGAGAAAGAGAGGUCUCUCCUAUUGGCGGAGCUGGAUAAGGAGGAGAAGGAGAAGGACUGGUACUACGCUCAGCUGCAGGAUCUCACCAAGAGGAUCGACAGUCUGCCGCUCACUGGGAAUUUCUCUCUACAGACCGACUUAAAUCGCCGUCAGCUUGAGUAUGAUGCCCAUCAGCUGCGAACAGCGAUGGAGAAGCAGCUGGGCUCCUGUAAGGAGAUGGAGAGGAGAGCUCAGACUCGCGUGGCUCGGAUACAGCAGAUAGAGAAAGACAUCCUGCGGCUCGGGGUCCGGCUGCAGGUAACCUCACCUGUUGAAGGUGCUCAGGGGGCGAGCGAAAGCAGCGGAUUGGCUGGGGCGCAGAGCGCAGGCACUCGUUUGGAUCACGAGCCAGCCAAUGAGACGAGCUAUUCUGUGCCUCGACGAAUCACCAGCCAUCUGGGAACCAAAGUGGAGAUGGUGUACAGCCUGCUGUCCAUGCUGGGGACACACGAUAAGGACGACAUGUCACGGACGCUGCUCGCCAUGUCAAGCUCACAGGACUCGUGCAUUGCUAUGCGUCAGUCUGGCUGUCUGCCGCUGCUCAUUCAGCUGCUGCAUGGCAACGACAAGGACUCCUUGUUGCUAGGUAACUCCCGUGGCAGUAAGGAGGCACGCGCACGGGCGUCAGCGGCGCUCCACAACAUUGUGCACAGUCAGCCGGACGAUAAGAGAGGGCGGCGAGAGAUCAGAGUGCUCCACCUGUUGGAGCAGGUGCGCCAUUACUGCGAGGCAUGCUGGACCUGGCAGGAGAAUCAUGAGAGGGGUGUCGACCAGGAGGACAACCCCAUGCCGUCCCCUGUGGAGCAUCAGAUUUGUCCAGCCGUCUGUGUCCUCAUGAAGCUGUCCUUUGACGAAGAGCAUCGGCACGCCAUGAACGAGCUCGGCGGUCUGCAGGCGGUGGCGGAGCUGCUACAGGUGGACUGCGAGAUGUUCGGUCUGAGCAGCGAUCACUACAGCAUCACUCUGCGGCGAUACGCUGGCAUGGCACUCACCAAUCUCACCUUUGGAGAUGUAGCCAAUAAGGCCACUUUGUGCUCUAUGAAGGGCUGCAUGCGAGCAAUGGUCGCUCAGCUCAAGUCUGAGAGUGAAGACCUGCAGCAGGUGAUAGCUAGCGUGCUGAGGAACCUGUCCUGGCGUGCUGAUGUUAACAGUAAGAAGACGCUACGUGAGGUCGGCAGUGUCCGAGCGCUGAUGGGCUGCGCUCUCGAGGUGCAGAAGGAGUCGACGCUGAAGUCUGUACUGAGUGCGCUCUGGAACCUGUCGGCUCACUGCACAGAGAAUAAGGCUGAUAUCUGCGCUGUGGACGGUGCUCUGGCGUUUUUGGUGGGGACACUGACGCAUCGCAGCCACACCAACACACUCGCCAUAAUUGAAAGUGGUGGUGGCAUCCUGCGAAACGUCUCAAGCCUUAUCGCCACCAACGAGGCGCACAGGCAGAUCCUACGGGAACAUGGCUGCCUGCCAACGCUGCUGCAGCACCUGAAGUCUCACAGCCUGACCAUUGUGUCCAACGCCUGUGGCACGCUCUGGAACCUCUCUGCCCGCGACACCAAAGACCAGGAGGCCCUCUGGGAGCUGGGCGCCGUGGGCAUGCUGCGCAACCUCAUCCAUUCACGCCAUAAAAUGAUCGCCAUGGGCAGUGCCGCUGCGCUGCGUAACCUGAUGGCCAACCGCCCAGCACGCUACAAGGAUGCCAGCGUGGUGUCUCCUGGUGCAGGCGCCCCAUCACUACAGGCCCGUAAACAGAAAGCUUUAUUCGAGGAGCUGGAUGCACAACAGCUGUCGGAGACCUUCGACAACAUCGACAACCUGAGCCCCAAGGCGGCGCACAGGAAGGGGCGGGGCUGUAAUGGUGCCACAGGAGGAGCAGGCAGCGUCACGCGCUCAUAUACCAACACGCCGGUGCUAUCGAGCCCAAAGAAUGGAGACGGAUCAAAGAGGGCAAGCGAGGAAGCAGCAUACACUCGCUCAGUGUUCCCGCCCAGCGUGCGGGCGUCCAGCGACAGCCUUAACAGUGUGACGAGCGCUGAUGGUUACGGCAACCGUGGGAAGACCAAACCGUCCUCUGAACCCUUCUACUCGUCAGACGAGAGCAGCGCUAACAAGUGUUGUGUCUACAGGAAGUACCCAGCUGAUCUGGCCCAUAAGAUACGCAGCGCCAACCACAUGGCGGACGAUGACGGCGGAGAGCUGGACACGCCCAUAAACUAUAGCCUCAAGUACUCUGACGAACAGCUGAACUCUGGGCGCCAGAGCCCUAAUCAUCGCGGCGCCAUUGAGAGCGAUGAUGACAGUGAGCAGGACGCCAGACUGAGGAGGAACGACGGCAGUGAUUCAGCAGCCGGUAGCGGGCACAUGGCAGCAGUUUCGCCUCCACGCUAUGUCGUUGUCACAGCAACGUCGAAUUAUGGUACAGAGUCUACGACCGAGCAGCCAAUCGACUACAGCUUAAAGUACGGCACUGAUGCCACACGUAAAAAGCUCUUCAAACCAGAGGAGACCACCUCCUCCUCUAUUCCACCACCCCCUUCAAACUCUGCCAGCAAGCUCCGCCCACCACCUCCUCCCAGCACCCGGGGGGCGCCAAAAAGCAACCAGGAGUCGACACAGACAUACUGCGUAGAGGACACACCCAUCUGCUUCUCCAGAGGCAGUUCGCUAUCCUCGCUGUCCUCUGAAGAGGAGGAAGACGGUGAUGUCAUAACAAGAAAGAGGAAAGGGGGGAGCGGCGGCGGUAUCGACUACCCGACACUCCCUGUCAGUGAGAAGGACGCACAUGAGCAGCAGCAGCGAAAAGAGGCUGAGAGCCAGACCACUGCUGCACCAUCCACACGGGGGCGCCGUAGCCACCACCACCACCAUAGCCAUCAUCAUCACCACCAUCACCAUGUGAGUUCAUCAGGCGCAAGGACUCCUAAGAGCCCGCCGGAGCAGCCGUACGCUCAGGAGACACCGCUGAUGUUCAGCCGCUGCACGUCCGUCAGCUCGCUCGAGAGCUUUUCCACCUCCUCCAUUGCCAGCUCCGUGCGUUCCAGCGAGCCCUCCAGCGGCAUGCCGAGCGGCGUGGUGAGCCCCAGUGACCUGCCCGACAGCCCAGGUCAGACCAUGCCACCAAGCCGUGCCAAGACACCACCACCGCCGCAGAAGACGAAGGAGGAGGAAAAGGCCAAGAAGAAGGAUGAGGAGGAAAGCAGUGCCGACGUACUGCUGCACUUUGCCACCGAGAGCACGCCGCAUGGCUUCUCCCGUGCCUCCAGUCUGAGCGCACUCAGUCUGGAUGAGCCCUACAUUCCCGCGGAGAUGAAAAAGAAGAAAGAGGAGGAUGAGGGUGGGGUUGAGGAGAGGAAGGAAGAGCCUCCUAAACCCAUCCUUGAUGAAUCAGAUGAUGACGAUGACAUUGAGAUCCUGGAGGCAUGUAUCAACAUGGCCAUGCCCAAAUCAUCACGGAAACCAAAGAAGCAGCAGCAAGCAGCACCACGGAAACCAAGCCAGCUUCCUGUCUACAAAAUCCUCUCACCUCAAAGCCGUGCCCAACCGCAGCCCAGGAAGGACAUGCCGCCGCCGGAGGAGGUGCCCAGAGUUUACUGUGUGGAGGGAACGCCGCUCAACUUCUCCACUGCCACGUCUCUUAGUGAUCUGACCAUUGACUCCCCACCCAAUGAGCAGAUGGGAGCGGGCCUCGUACCUGUAGCCCAACCCACCUCUGCCCCUAGGAGAAGGGCAGGGUUUCCUGAGGGCGAGAACGGAGAUGACAUUCUCGCCGAGUGCAUUAGUGCCGCCAUGCCCAAAGCCAAACCCAGGAAGCCUGUCAGAGCAGCAGCAAACAGCGAGCACUUGCAAACCCCGCCUUUACCGCCUCCUCUCCCUCCAACGGCCCCGUCUCCCCUUGGCCUGCAGCAGCAGAAGAAGAAGCCAACAUCGCCUGUGAAGCCGAUGCCUCAGCGGGCGCUGUAUGGCGUCACCACAACAGCAGCUGCAAAAGCAAAGCCGGGAUUCGCAUUUGACUCGCCGCGCCACUACACACCGAUUGAAGGAACGCCAUGCUGCUUCUCACGCAAUGACUCACUGAGCUCGUUGGACUUUGAUGAAGAGGAUGGCGGCGAGAAGGACAAAGAAGAAAAGAAGGCAAAAGAAGAAGAAGGCAGGAAGAAGAAGCAGCAGACAGCUGCCGUUUUUCCACGCACAAAACCACCGACCAAUCAAACGGCCACGGACGAGAAGCAGAAGUUCGCUAUUGAGGACACGCCCGUAUGCUUCUCCAGGAACUCCUCGCUGAGCUCACUGAGCGACAUCGACCAGGAGAACAACAACAAGGAGUUUGCCCCACCCCCGCCGGAGCAGCAAGACAAAGGCAAAGAGGGGGCAAAGUCUCCACCCCCUCCAGCAGAGGUGGAGUCAAAGCCUCGCCCCCCUGCGGCCACUGGCUACGCACCUAAAGCCUUUCAUGUUGAGGACACGCCCGUGUGCUUCUCCAGGAACUCCUCGCUGAGCUCACUGAGCAUAGACUCGGAGGACGACUUGCUGCAGGAGUGCAUCAGUUCCGCCAUGCCCAAGAAGAAAAAGAAAACCACCACCCUCCCUGUACCCGCCCCGCCUCUAUCUGUCUCCAAAGCUGAAGAUGGCAUUCUGGCUGAGGAGGAGCCUUCAGAUGCACCAAGGAGCCCUGCCUCUCCAGAUUCAGAGUCCUUUGAUUGGAAGGCCAUCCAAGAAGGUGCCAACUCCAUCGUCAGCAGCUUGAAUGCCGCUGCCGCUGCCUCCUCACUCUCCCGCCAGCCAUCAUCAGACUCUGACUCGGUCCUGUCGUUGAAAUCUGUCGGCUCGCCCUUCCACCUUACAACAGCUAAUAACAACGAAGAGGAGGAGGAACCAGAGGAGAAGACAAAGCGAGGCGCGAGGAUCCUGAAGCCUGGUGAGCGCAGCACGCUGGAGGCCAAGAAGAAGAGAGAGGAGGAGGAGGAGGAGGAGGAGGAGGAAGCGAAGGCUUUGAGGGGCGGGAAGAAGGUGUACAGGAGUCUGAUCACUGGAAAGCCAAGAGCGGAGCCGGCAGCCAGGGGGCGGAGCAAGCCCCGAGCAGCUGCUGUGGCCAAAGCUCCUGGAGGCAGCGAUGUAGAUCGAGUGGGCGGGUCCUCUCGGGACUCCACCCCAUCUCGCUCCACCCCAGCACCCAGUCAGAAAGGAGGGAAGCUCUCGCAGCUGCCACGCACGGCUUCUCCAGGAAGUGCAUCAUCAUCCUCUGCAUCCAGGACCACUAAACCCACCACAACCCCGAAGAGUGGUGGUGGCAUCCCGAGAAGCGAGUCCACAUCGAGAGUCAGUGGCUCCACUGCCGCCAAGAAGCAAAAGGCGGAGCCUGAGAAGCCGGCACUCGUAAGGCAGUCAACCUUUAUCAAAGAAGCUCCGAGCCCGACACUGAAGAGGAAGCUGGAGGAGACUGCAGUGGCAGCCGCUCUCGAGUCGCCAUCCAGCCCAGACACGCCACUACCUUCAACCGCCAGGAGAAACGACGUCAACCGUUCACACUCUGAAAGCCCGUCACGCCCACAGGAAGUGACAUCAUCUCGCUUCAGCCGCACCGGCACCUGGAAACGGGAAAACAGCAGCGGGGGAGGCGGAGCCAGCAGCGGGAAACACUCAACCUCUCUGCCGCGCGUCGGCACCUGGAAAAGAACGGGAAGCUCAUCGUCCGUGCUGUCAGCAUCCUCCGAGUCCAGCGAGAAGGGACGGAGUGAGGAGGAGAGUGCCAUGAGAUUGAAGGGAACAUGGAGAAAGGCAAAGAGCAGCGGCGACCCAUUCAGCAACCGAGGCUUCGCCGACAAGUCCGAAGACGUGUGGGUCCGGCUGGAGGACUGCCCUGUCAACAACCCCCGCUCCUCCUCCUCCUGCUCUGCCCGCUCGCCUACUGCCAUCAAUGCCCCACCCAUCAUCGACAGCCCCGCUCCCUCCAAGAUCCCGUCUUCCUCCUCCUCUUCCUCCUCUAACCUUAACCUGCGCCGCAGCUGCGAGAGCCUUGACGAAAAGCCAGCGCCGAUCGAGAGCCGGCCGCAACAGCCGCCGCACCAGCAGCAGCGCGCUCAGCAGCGCAGCGGUGCCGUUGCGGCCCGAGUCAGCCCCUUCAACUACACGCCAAGCCCAAGGAAGAGCAGUGCUGAAGGCACAGCACCCACUACCACCACAUCAUCUUCCACUACCCCUACGCGGCCCUCCCUUAUCCCCACCCCAAUCACGAAGAAACGCGAGCCAAAGGGAGGCGAGGGUGGUGGCAGCAGUGGGGGCGGUGGCAGCAGUGGGGGCGGUGGCGAACGCGGCUCAUACAUCGUGACAUCUGUGUAAAUAUGCAAGACCAACAGGAAGUGUUUAUGAGAUGAACUGUACAGAAAGUGAGUGUAUUUAAGUUCUGUGCCCACCCCCUCACCUGCUCCUCUCUCCUGAUUGGCUGCUGCCAGCUGUCCAUCAACUCAAAGAAACUCUAACAUGAACUUUUUAUGUUUUUAUACCACUAAAGAUGUGUAGCGCUUAGCUCUGCCCCCUGCCUUACCCUGCAUGGCCCCACCCCCCUAACAUGACAGUAACCAUGGACACUGAUGAUGAUGAUGUUGAUAAUUCAGCGCCUUUGAUAGUUUUUCAUGUUUUUUGAGUUUGGUUCUGAACAGAACAGUUGGAUCCAACCAAUCAGUGAGCCCCCUCUCAGCUUCUGACCAAUCACAUUCAGUGUCUUUGAGUCAGUCAGAGACCCGCCCUUCAGUUGGUCAUCUGUUCUGUCAGAACCUCUCUUCUUCUUUGGAAGUCUGCUGCCGACUCGAAUACCUGACCCACCUGAGACGGUUGACGAGGCAUAGCAGAAGACUUUCUGUGUGUCGCCAUGGAAACAGAUAACACUGUAAACCGUAAGUUAUUGCUGUAAACUGAACUGAAGCACAUAAUUUAAAUGAGCAGAUUUUUGGUUCUUGAUUUUAAAUCUGAACAUUAAACGAAUGCAACACGAUACCAGCUUUCUGUUUUUACUGAUCCACUUCCUGUCUGCUGUCUGAUUUCAUGUGACAACAUAAAUCUGCUGCUCUCUGUGGCUCUGUCAAUAAAGUUUGAAACACUGGUGUGA
Molecule: messenger RNA, 8140 nt
Organism: Pundamilia nyererei
Lineage: Eukaryota; Metazoa; Chordata; Actinopteri; Cichliformes; Cichlidae
Gene: apc
Product: APC regulator of WNT signaling pathway
Exons: 17
Coding region: 685-7374 (2229 amino acids)
Biological process (GO): negative regulation of canonical Wnt signaling pathway; cell migration; nervous system development
Cellular component (GO): beta-catenin destruction complex; catenin complex; cytoplasmic microtubule
Molecular function (GO): gamma-catenin binding; microtubule binding; beta-catenin binding
Source: RefSeq, a predicted model, not a curated record